UAAUGUUUACCAAUCGGUUUGGGGGUUACGUCUAUCAUUUAUUUUAAUUACAUUAUCUUCUUGAAAUCCGGACAUUGCGAUGCGCUUCAAGUAGACCGGUUCGUGCUCUAUAGUCUCCCCGUGAAAUUAUGAAACAACCGGAAACAUCGCCAGGCAUCGUAGCAUCGUGAUAUGUGUGAUAGGCAGUCGUGCCGAAAAAGUUCCAUGCGUCGCAAUAAUUUUCUAGUCAACAGCGAGUUUUGUGGAUUCAGCUUGUGAUAAUAUAUGAUAAUAAUAUUAUGGCUACUUCGAAUUUCGUGCUGGGCGGAUUGGCCUCGGUGGGUGCUACGUUCUUCACAAAUCCCAUAGAAGUCAUCAAGACGCGAAUCCAGCUGCAGGGAGAGCUGGCGGCACGAGGCUCCUAUGUGGAGCCCUAUAAAGGAAUUGUUCAGGCUUUCGUGACGGUUGCAAAGAACGAUGGCAUGGCCGGUUUGCAGAAGGGCUUGGCUCCUGCCCUCUUGUUCCAGUUCAUCAUUAAUUCUUUCCGGUUAAGCAUUUACUCUGCGGCGGUGGAGAAGCGAUGGAUGCACAACAAGAAUGGAGAGGUCUCCUACGGCCUCGGCCUAAUGUGGGGUGCCAUCGGAGGAGUGGUGGGCUCAUACUGCUCCAGUCCGUUCUUUUUGGUCAAGACUCAGCAACAGUCGCAGGCUGCCAAACUAAUCGCCGUCGGGUAUCAGCAUACACACACCUCCAUGAUCGAUGCCUUGCGCAAGAUCUACAUUAAGAACGGAAUCCCUGGCUUGUGGCGCGGAUCUGUGGCCGCUCUUCCUAGGGCCGCUCUGGGAUCCGGGGCCCAGAUAGCUACCUUCGGCAAGACCAAAGCAUUGCUCAUCGAGCACGACCUUGUUACGCAGCCCACGUGCAACUCCUUUUGUGCAGGACUGAUCGCCGGCUCCAUCAUGUCGGUGGCUAUCACACCACCGGACGUGAUCACCACGCGUCUGUACAAUCAGGGGGUUGAUAUGCAGGGCCGCGGCCUGCUCUACAAGGGUUGGCUGGACUGCUGCGUGAAGAUCCUGCGAUCCGAGGGUGUACACGGUAUGUACAAGGGCUUCUGGGCCAACUAUCUGCGGAUUGCCCCGCACUCCACUCUCGUCCUGCUCUUCUUUGACGAACUGAUCGUCAUGCGCGAAAAGUACGACCUGCACUACUGAAACUACCGUGGUGGGAUGGUCUAAUUGUCUACUUUAAGUACAAAUUUGUUCACUUGUUUGAGAUUUUUGUUUUGCCUUAGUUCGUAGCGACCAGAGUUCGUUCCCAGAUCCAAUCUCCUAUGCUUAGCGUAGCCAAAGAACUAUAAAUGUGCCUUCAGUAUGCUAAUCCUGUACCUUUAGUUGGUAAUUGUGCAAUACGUUGGUUAAUAAACCGUUUCAUUUUGUUAUA
Molecule: messenger RNA, 1422 nt
Organism: Drosophila obscura
Lineage: Eukaryota; Metazoa; Arthropoda; Insecta; Diptera; Drosophilidae
Product: solute carrier family 25 member 35
Exons: 3
Coding region: 279-1193 (304 amino acids)
Source: RefSeq, a predicted model, not a curated record